Penicillium malachiteum is the source of this 1587-nucleotide messenger RNA. RefSeq lists its product as uncharacterized. The record is from RefSeq and is a predicted model, not a curated record. The coding region runs from base 1 to 1587 and encodes 528 amino acids. The transcript has 3 exons. Lineage: Eukaryota; Fungi; Ascomycota; Eurotiomycetes; Eurotiales; Aspergillaceae.
AUGAAGGUAAAGACAUUUCUAGUUGGACUCAAUGUCGUUCAAUUCACGGCCCUGGUAUCAGCUGUGCCUCAUGCACGAAGAGCCAAUUCAAGUGGAAUGACACACGCGGAAGAGAUGUUCAACACAGCAAUCGAAUGGAAUGAUGGCUUCUGGGAUGAAGACGCGGGAUACUUGAUUGCAGCAGCGAGCAAUGAUGGUCGCUAUGACAGUCGUCAUUCAGGCUGGUAUGCUACUCAGCUGUUGGCCCGGAACGGACCUGGAGAUGUUGCAAGAGCCAUCCGUAUCUUUGACAAUCUCAUCUCUGCUCAAUACCUCAAUCCUGAAUGGCAAUGGUACGGUGAUUGGCAGGGGUCACCGUCACAGCCCUUACCUGGGACACCUGAAUAUGUCGAUAGCAUAUACAAUUCGUGGGAUCCCAAUAUCCGCGAUUUCGUCGGUUUCACCAAAGUUGAGAGCUCAUUACACGUUGCUGCUAAGGGUGACCUUUACCGAGUUGGUGGCGUUGAUGGAGACAAUCUUUACCCAUGUUAUUCGAACCCGUGGUUGAUGCGAACCAUCCUGCAGAACUGGGUUGGUACACGUCUUGGUGACAAGAACUUGACCGAUGCCAGUAACAAGUUUGCUCAAGAGUUCUAUGAUCUCUGGAGCCAGCACAACACUCUUUCCGAAUUCAACUCUCCAACAUAUGCAGGUGUUUCCAUGUGGGCACUGUCUCUCUGGAGUAAGUAUUCGAGCGAGGAUAGUUUGCUGAAGAAGUACGUGCCGGAGAUCCUGACUACGACUUGGAACGAUGUCUCUGAUCUAUAUAAUGCAAAUCUUCGCAAUUUGGCUGGUCCCUGGGACCGCACAUAUGGUUACAAUAUGAAAAAGUACACCUCGCUGGUCGCUGCCGUCAUCUGGGGUGCUGUUGGACGUGCACAUGCGCCAUUCCCUAAGCAGACAUCUGGGAUGUACCAUCAAGAUGAUUUUGCGUUUUACCCUCUCUUCGCACUCAGUAUGCCUGAAAUGUUGAAGUAUUUGUCCGAGGAAUCGAAAUCGAAGUUCAUCACAUUCCCUGGCGAGCACUUCUUCACUGGGCAGGCUUACUCACCACCUUUUGAUACAUACCCUCGAAACAUCACAACUUGGAUGUCAGAGAAUAUUACCAUUGGCGCCGAGACGGUUUCUGAAAGUGUGGUUGGAGGACCAGCUGAGAGCACUAGUGCUUUCAGUCCUGCCGUCAUCCAGUGGGCUAUCAAUGAUUACCAAGUUGGAUGCAUUUCACACUGGGUGACAGAGUCCUCAAUCCAUGCGGUGGCAUCUCCAGGGUCCUUGAAACUCUCCUAUCCCAACGUGACUGCAUCGGAUAGCCCAGUAUCCUUCAACUUCUUGUUCAGUGGAUUCGAUAUCCGUCAUCCCAGCUUCAAUGUUACCGGACUUGAGGGCCUGCCUAGCCUAGCUCUGAAGGUCGAGACAAAUGCUGCUGAUGACUAUACUAUUGUUUAUGACACUGACCAAAGUGUCAAUGAUUUUAUCUUCUACAAUAUCACCUAUACUAUGCCAGAGGGUUUUACUGAAGAGCCAUACAUCUCUCUCCAGGUUGUUUAA